Molecule: messenger RNA, 1305 nt
Organism: Trichosporon asahii var. asahii CBS 2479
Lineage: Eukaryota; Fungi; Basidiomycota; Tremellomycetes; Trichosporonales; Trichosporonaceae
Exons: 4
Coding region: 1-1305 (434 amino acids)
Source: RefSeq, a predicted model, not a curated record
AUGGAGUCGCUGGCUCCCAGGUCAACUGGAAUCGGCUCCUGGGACACGCCGCUGCGCCGGACCCUUGCCACAUCUUCUCUGGGUGAACCAAGUCGUCCGGAGAAACUUCAACAGUUCGAGGAGAUGCCUGUCUUGGGAUUAGCACUGUCGACGGCGGCGAGCGCUUACUGCCGCCCCUCAGUUUCUGAUCUGGGGUACCUCAUGCCAGAUCCACUGGUAGACGCCGCAGGAAAGCGUCCCAGCUCUAGUGUCAACACACGUCCGAGGACCGACAGCGCAUCCGUCAUUGGAGGUUUCGCCGACGGACCAGCGGCGACCUGCGGCGUUGCCUCGGAGAUCUCGGCGCGCCGAGCGGAUUCCGGGUCGCGGGGAGGGGACGAUACGUUUAUGGUUGCGAUAGGAGACACUCGUCUCCGUAUGGGCCGCCCCGACAACCCUGGACGUAUCACCGCGGCGCCUAUCGUUGGGCUAGCCAAAGAGCAAGGGAGCCACCCUGGAGUCGGUCAGGUCCAGGAGCGAACCAGGAAACGACCAGGAGCCGGGCACGAUCCGGUCGUGGAGCACCGCAGACGCCGCGCCGACCAAAAUAGAACCUUCAAGAUCGGAUCGCUUAUCGUUCUCAAGCUUGGGGAAAUGGGUUGUUCACCGUAUCUUGACCUAUCCAUGCCCGACGAGAUGUCUUCACAGCUUGUUCCCAAGAUCCAGCAAGGAUGUGCAGAUAUCCGCAUCGCCGCAUAUUGGACUUCGUCGAAAGGUGAAGGGAGUCGGCCUCGCCCGACACAAUUGCCCGCACAGACGUCACUUGCCCCAUCGAGGAAAGAAGGCAGCACAGCAUCCAAGACCCACAACACCUGGGUCCACCUGGUGGAUGGCCUGAGCGAAGGAACCAACUUAGCACUCGGUCACUCGGUCACACGAACAGCGGACUGCGGCAGUGCCGAGCGCAUCAAGGGGGCCGCCAGCAGGACUGCGUGCUUCUUGAACGCCGCCGAUCAAGUCACGCGUCCACUGAGGCCGGUAUCGCGGCGCUCACCACUGAUACGCGAGCGCCCCCACGCACCCCCACUCUGUUUCCAGCGUUCCAGCGUCUGGCAUCACAAGGCAGCCUAUGAGGAUGCGACACGAGCAGAUGCCGAAGUGGAUCCCCACGGAGACCACAUUCACAACAUCGUAAACGACACCCCUGUGCUCCACCCUCCUUGCUCCGCGCGAGAUUGGCGCAUGCGUAUCGAGCACUUUCGGCCAGAUUGCCUCCGGACUCUGGACUGGACCAGACAGCUCGGGACUUUCCCAGCUAUCGUAUAG